Messenger RNA from Gallus gallus (chicken), 7340 nucleotides. It is a transcript of the gene IFFO2, whose product is annotated as intermediate filament family orphan 2. Lineage: Eukaryota; Metazoa; Chordata; Aves; Galliformes; Phasianidae. Bases 136 to 1611 code for a protein of 491 amino acids. The record is from RefSeq and is a predicted model, not a curated record. The transcript has 9 exons.
GGGGCCUGGUGCCGGUGCGGCGGUUGCGGCAGCCGCAGGAGCGCGCGGCGGCGGCGCCCCCUCCUCCCGCCCUCUCCCCUCAUAACGGCCGUUCGCCUCCCGCGCGGCGGCCGCUCCCCGCCGCUCCCCUCCGCCAUGAACUCGCUGCUGUUCGGCGAGAUGGCCCGCGCCUUCUCCCCCGGCGUCGCGGCGGCUGGGAGCGGUUCGCCGGGAGCGGCGGGCGGAGCGGCGGGCGGCCCACCGGUGACGGCGGCUCUGCGGAACGACCUGGGCUCCAACAUCCACCUGCUGAAAGGCCUCAACGUCCGAUUCCGCUGCUUCCUGGCUAAAGUGCACGAGCUGGAGCGGAGGAACCGGCUGCUGGAGAAGCAGCUGGCGGCCCAGCAGUGCGAACGCGACCGCCGCCUCCGCUAUAAGACCUUCAGCCGGGACCAGGCCGUGCAGACCGACGGCGGCCUCCCGCUGCCCGGCGUUGCUCUGUCCGCGGGCCCCGCGCCCGGCCUGGCCCCGUCUCAUUACAGCCGCCUGCCCGGCACCAUAUGGAGCUACACCCAAGUGAGGCGUACCGGUGGCGGCGGGUUGGAAACGGUGCAAGGGCCGGGAGUGUCUUGGAUCCACCCGGAUGGCGUCGGGGUGCAGAUCGAUACCAUCACCCCCGAGAUCCGGGCGCUCUACAACGUGUUGGCCAAAGUCAAGAGGGAGAGGGACGAGUACAAGAGAAAAUGGGAAGAGGAACUGACAAGAAGAAUGAGCCUGGAGUCUAUGGUAGAAACCUUGCGAGAGGAGGCUCAGGAAGCGGAAGCUCUCCAGGAGGAGUUAAAUGAAAAGAUUGAGAGAUUGAAAGCAGAACUUGUGGUGUUUAAGGGUCUGAUGAGUGAUCCCAUGACAGACCUGGACACAAAGAUUCAAGAAAAGGCCAUGAAGGUGGACAUGGACAUCUGUCGGCGAAUCGAUAUCACAGCCAAGCUGUGUGAUGUAGCGCAGCAGCGCAACUCUGAAGACGUUUCCAAGAUAUUCCAGGUGGCUUCCAAGAAGAAAGAACGAAAACUUGCCUCUGAUGAUGACCUCUCAGAACAGGAUGCAGACAACAGCAGGUUCUCUGAUGACGAGGUCAGCUGUUCUUUGAACAUCACAGAUGAAAUGAAGCGUAUGUUCAAUCAGCUUCGUGAGACAUUUGAUUUUGAUGACGACUGUGAUAGCUUAACGUGGGAGGAGAACGAGGAGACCUUGCUUCUUUGGGAGGACUUCACAAACUGCAAUCCUUCAAUUGACCUCCAAGGAGAGGAAGAAAACCUGGGAAACUUGAUCCACGAAACAGAGUCUUUCUUCAAAACAAGAGACAAGGAAUACCAAGAAACAAUAGGGCAGAUAGAGCUGGAAUUGGCCACAGCCAAGAGUGACAUGAACCGCCACCUUCACGAGUACAUGGAGAUGUGCAGCAUGAAAAGGGGCCUGGAUGUACAAAUGGAAACCUGUCGUAGGCUUAUCAAAGGUUCAGCUGACAGAAAUUCUCCAUCUCCCAGCUCUGUAGCCAGCAGUGACUCAGGAAACACAGAUGAAAUUCAGGACGAGUUGGACAGAGACGCGGAUGUGGAGCCCAUGGUCAGCUGAUACGUGGUCGGAGCAUUCCAGUGAAAGGGAAGACACAGGCAAAGAUUGGAAAACAACACACUGAUGGGGGGUGAAAAGAAUAAAAAUAAGACUUGUAAGCCCCUGCAUCGGGCUUCUAAGGACUCAUUCCUACACGCAUCCCCACCCCACCCAAGGAUUGGUGCUGUAAAUUUCUAUUGUUAUACAAUUCACAAAUGCAGAGUCCUGUAAGAAAACAUGGUGUUUUAAUUGUGCCUUUGCCCCAAGCUGAGCCACUUUGAGCUCCAGUGGAAUAUUACUAGCAGGUGUUUUUAUAUUAAAAAAAAAAAAAAAAAAAGCAAAUUAUAUAUGUAUCUAUUGAAAAAUCUGGUCGCAGCAGAGGAUGGUGCUGCAAAGGCUCUGGAUGUUUCAAUAAGCUUCUGGUUUUAUUGAACUGCUGCACUGAUUGGCAAAAGGAACGCUGGCAAACUGAGUAAGGAACCCGAGACAAUUGUGGUGUAAUUACCAAUGCCUGGCACAAAAAAAAAUAGAAUGCCUGCAAAUUGAUCUGUAAACAUUUAAAAAUAAUACAGGGUUUCGAGACUGAGAGGAGUUUCUUCAUUCCCUCUUUGUGGGUGAAGGAGCCUUUGAGAUUCAGACAAGCUCUCUGCCAAGCUCCAGACUCAGAAGCAGCAGGUCUCAGCUCGGUGGCAAAGCAGUGGGUGAGGGAGGGUUUGUUGGGGUGGGACUGUCACUGAUAAACUACUAUGCAACAAAAAAUAAGCGCGCCUUAUUUAUACGGAAUGUUUGGUCCCUGCUGGGCUACAGUUAUCUCUUGGGGGAAGGAAAGCUCAAAACACUUUGCACACGUUAGUUAUCUGUAGAGCUUCUUUUGAGGAGGAAAGUCUUGUUUCAAUGCCUUUGUUUCCAGUGGUUGGAUUAAGGGAGGAGUGAGACCUUCAGUUCCGGAGUUGUUUUGUGUUUUAUUUUUCUUCAGGAUAUUUUUUUAAACCAUACAAUUUGCAGAUUUUACUUUGCUGACAGGGAGAUAACUCCUCUUUAUGCUGCUUUCGUGAUGCGGGAUAGUUGAAGCAUCAGGAUGAACUGACAUGUUGUGCUAUGGACUUGGGCUUGAGAUGACACUGGGAGAGCUCCAGACCACUGUUCUUCAGCAAAGCUGAACAACGGACAGCACUGUAAUCCUUCUUAGGGCACAGUAAAGUCAAUCCCAAACUGCUGCUGCCCUAAAGUUAGGCAGGAACAGCUGUGUGCUUUCUCUGUGAGAAGGCUUUGGCAAUCUGUGUGUUUUUAAGCGGUGUCAGAAGUCUGAACCUCUGGCAUCAUCGAGCUGUUUGUGGUUAUUAGUGGGAGUCGUAGCACCUCAGCCAGGUAAAAACAGGGUAUAAACCUAAGCCAAUAAUGUUUUUUUGUUUGUAUUUUAGAGCAAGAUUGCAAGUGUAGUUAAUACUGCCUAAAGGUAGCUCUGUAGUUAACUAGCAGUUGCAAGACUCGAGGAGUAAAUACCAAAUGUAUUUUGUACCUGCCUGAAAACUUAGCAGCUGUUUCAUCUGAGCAGUGCUAGGACUGGGCAGGGAAAUUCCAGAUUUAAGCACCCUCUCAGUGUUAUAUAAAGGUAGGGUGGACAUCUUUUAGCUUCCUGAGUAUUGUUUCCAAGCCUCUCUUCUGUAUUGAUCUGAAAUCAGCAGGGCUGCAUCGUAAGCAUACAGCCAGUAGAGAUCAAUAUUGCUUUCUUGCAAAAAGAGCACGAGUGUUUCAGCAGAUGGGCUGAAAAUACCUCUCCAUCUCGUGCAGCUGUGCAGAGGGGGGCAGGACCUCAGAGGGAUUCUCCUGGUUGUUCAGGGAGAGGAGAACUACUGGGGGUGAUCCAUCUGGAUUCACAGUGUGAGCAUCCAUGGCCUCCGUCCAAGAGAAGAGAUCCAAGGUUGUGGUUCCCUCACUGGUUAAAAUACUCAGCGCUGUUAUUCGUAGACUUAGCAGCUUCUUGGUUCUUGUGGUGUGUGUUAGGGGCUUCUUCAUCACGUAGGUGAGGAAGAAACCUUAUUCCAAAGUGCUCAUUCCUAUUAUUUCUUUGGUGGCCAAAGUGGUAAGUGUCAUGUUCACUAGGGCUGCGAGCGUGGGGCGGGUGGGAGGGGGCAAGAAAUACCAGAUGGGAUAUUUUUGUGACUGCAUGCUUUCAAUAAAGUACUGUUAGGGUUUUUGAGCCUGUGUGAACUUCAGCUGCUAAAUAUGUCGUUUCUCACGAGGCUGAGAAACCGUCUGCCAAAGCUGAAUGUCUGUAAUGCUUUAGUGACUUUGGUGGAGGCAUUAAGCAAUCUCCUUGCACAGUGAGUCAGCCUCGUCGGAGGCUGUCGUGUGGCUGUCCUCAAGUUAUGAGAUGUUCUUUGGUACUGGAGAAACUGAGCAAUUUAAAUGACCGUCCGGCUUAGCUGCUGUUUGUGUUUUGGUUUUUUUAAUUAUCAUUUUUUAAAACUCAGUGACGUAGUGAGAAAAAGGCUGAGUUGGUCUUGAAACUAGUAGCUGGCAUGGUGAGGUGGGAAAGAAUAUCCUCAGUUUGACAGUGGGAGCCAAGUGAGGAAGCAGAAAUUGAGCUGUAACCCACAGCUUAUCUCGUAGCCAUAAUUAUGAGGAGCAUCUGUCAUAGGGUUGUAUUUUUUGGUAAGUGUAAGGGAUGUGGGUCUGUAGUAGACAGUAUAGAAAUAACGUGAACGAUGGUGAUGUGCGUGAUGGUAAGUUACCAUGCUUGUUGGUGUCUUUCUUAUAACCACGUGUAAUCCAUUUUUUAGGAAGAAAAAAAAAAAAAAGGGUGUUUUCAUACUUGGGAUUGGGGUUUUAUUUUCAUGUAGGUCUCAGUGGGUCAACCUUUUGGAUGUGACCGAGGUUGGUCCUUGAUAGUUUCCCUAGGAGGUCUUUGGUUGGCUUAGCGUCAAGCGAUGCGACGGUGGCCCUGUUCUGUUUGUGUUGAACCAUUCUGUAGCAACCAGAUCAAAAGCUUGCCAGAAAAAAAAAAAAUAAUGGUGAAAAUGCUGGAAAAUGAUUUUGAUGACCUCUUUCUUUUUUUUUCCCUUUCCUUUGUAAAGCUUGUAAAUACUUUAUUUUUGUUUACUACUCAUAAUGCGGUGUCAUAUUGACACUUUUUUAGACUGAUAAUCAGAAAAUCCUCCUCAUUGUUUCUCAUUUUUUAAAAGGGGGUUUCAAGGAAGCAAAUUUUUUUGCUUGUUGGCGGUGUAAUAAUAUAUCCAAUUCCUAAAAUGGGUUUGUACAAAAAAAAAUUACUGUUUUCAGUAAACAAUGGCGGUUGCUUUUGUGGAUGCAUGUCGUUCAGAAAUGUCCAAAGACUAAUGUGAUACAAACACUUUUUCAAAGAUGUAGUGAUUACUGUAUUAGUUCAGACAACGUAAAGACAAAUGUAUUAAAAUAAAAAGUAUGGGGGGGGGGUGGGGGGUGUAAUGAAAUUCAACUAAGCUAAAUAUGUAAUUAUUUAUAUGAAAAAAAACCCCACACAGUAUAUAUUCUAUUUUUAUUAGAGGUUUUUAAAGUGCAAACAGAGUUCUGUUGGCAAAUGCAACUGUUCCCCUGUGAAGUGUCUUCUGCUUUGAUGGGACUCCGAAAUCUCUGACUGUUUUCAAGUGAUGAUGUGGAACAAUGGGAUGGGUACGGCUGUGAUGCGCUCCCCAUCGCUUCCUCAGAGAUAGGGAAGACAAGCAGGCUGACAGCCUCAACCUGCAGAAUUAUUGCUGCUCUCAGCCCAUUAGUACUGCCCCAACCUUGGCUUUGUGUCAUACCUGCUUGGAAGAUGUGUUGUGUUGGUCUACGCCAGUGUAAAUGGGAAUUAAUGAAACAGAGUAGAUCUAAACAGUGCCUGGCUGCAGAUCUAAAGCUCUUUCUACCCAAGACGAGGUGUUUUUCCAUCACCAUUGCUGCCAGCAAAAACACAAGCUGAGGUCAUGGUCCAAGAACGGCGACGGCUGGGCAUGCACAGCCUUACGUGGAGCAGCUCUUUGCUCGUGUUUCCUUUGGCUCUGAGAAAAGCUGGGAGAAUGUUUGUGCUGGAACUGCAGUACGGGGAAGUCUCCAGCUGUGUUGCACGUUUGUGAGUGCUUUAGUUUAGAGGUGAUAUUUAGAGCAAUUAUAAUGCUGUGGUCAAUGCUAAAUCACAGUUGGGCUCUGGUUGACCGAAGGGGUUGACCAGGCUUUUCCAUGCCGUGCUUCCGUGGUGUAAUGACACCCCAAUGAGGAUUUUCCACAUUUUGCUUCAGGAUUUUUAGGUUUUGAUUCUUUUGCACUGCUCCAGGACUUGGGUUGCGGGGGGAGCACGCAGGUUUUAGCGAUGCGUCACCCAAAGUGCUCGAUUUUAAGCUUUUAUUACAAGGCAACUUUAUCAGUUUGAGUUUUAAACAAGAGAUUGCUGCACUGUAUCCUGGUGUUAAUGAUGCUGGUGGUAGGGGUGAACUAGACAUGCUGCCUGCCAAAUUCUUAAUUCAGCCCCUCCCCACCCAUUAGUGGAGAGGGGGAUGCUGGAGGCUUGACACUAAGUCUUUGGCAGAGUAGUGAGGAAACACUUGAUUAUUUCUUGUUGUCUGUUUUUGUGUAUAGUUCUGUGUCUUAAGACCCUUCCGCGUUCGUGGGAGCCAUUCCGAGCUUCUCUUUUGCAGAAGCAACAAAUUGUGUUGGCAGAAAUGGGUACUUGAUGCUUCUGGAAAUGAUGAUUCCCUCCUAUCUAAUUCCAUAGGACCACAGAAUGGUUGGGUUGGAAGGGACCUCCAAGAUCACCCAGUUCUGGGUUGGGUUCUCUGGAGAGGAGGUAAUGCUUCAAAAACCCACCACGCUGGGGUUCUUUGAGGGCUAUGUAGCUGACAGCACCAUUUCCAUGGUAGAGCUCCCCAUCCCAUUGGGCCACAAACCCAACACUGUGGGGUUCGCUGCCUGAAAUGACGCUCCUCCCAUAGCUCUCGUUGGAAACCCCAAAGAUCUAUUUGUUAUUAAGAAAGAGCUGAAGAUGAUUGAAAAGCUCAAUCACCAAACGCUCCUCCUUGCACCAAAAGAAAUGCAAUUUAGCCCUUGCUCAAGUGUACGUAGCUUCAGUUCUGCCAAAAAAACCCCACAAUUAUUUAUUAUUUAAGGUGUCGGAGUGGAGGGUGUCAAUGAAUGAAUCUCUUCCCAUGCGGUGUCACUUCUCGUCAGUCCCUCUUUAGGCCACUGUAAGAGGUUUUUUUUUAUAUACACAUCAAAACAGACUACUGGUCGGUGUGGAACCUGUUGACCGUACGGUUGUAAAUAUUGUGCUUUGUAUUCUGUAUAUUGGCUUCUUUUAAAGAAAAAAAAUAAAAUAAAAUAAAAGAACUGGUGACGCCAGCCGGGCUCCAAGGUGAGGAUGGAGCAGCACCGGGUCCUGAGCCGAGCUGGGGGUGGAUUUGGGCUCUGUCCAUGGUGUCUGACACACGCACCCAUUGAUGGCGGAUUUGGGACUAUCGAAGGCACCCGUUGACCUCAAUCCAUUUUAGAAGGAGCGGCAAGAGCCAGAAGGACUCCAACUCCUCUGAUUUCCCGUGGAUUAUUGCAGUUUUUCCUCAUUAGUGCCAAAACCCACCGCUCAGCUCUGCUCGUCGCUCCCUCCGUUGUCCGUCUGUCCGUCCGUCCAUCCGUCCCGGCUCUGCUCUGCAGGAAGGGGCUGUGCUGGGCAAUGGGAGCAGGUCCGGCUCUUGUUCUGAGGGGAAACAAAAACACUUUAAAUAAAUACCAACCUCCUGGUU